CGCAGGUUAUUCUGAAAAAUGCUCGGAUUCUUAAAGCAGCCAAUUGUCUUUUCGGUGGAAAUCAAUGUCAAUCUGGUGGUUUUGACUGUGGUUGGAUUGGUCAGCCGGCUGUGGGCUCUAUCCUAUCCCAGAGCUGUAGUUUUUGAUGAAGUUUACUACGGCCAGUUCCUCUCCUUGUACAUGAAGCGGAUAUUUUUCAUAGAUGAUAGCGGGCCGCCGUUCGGCCACAUGCUUUUUGCUCUCGGAGGUUAUUUAGGGGGAUUUGAUGGAAAUUUUCUGUGGAACAGGAUAGGAGCAGAAUACAGCUCCAAUGUGCCCAUCUGGGCUUUGCGGCUGCUACCAGCCAUAGCUGGUGGCUUAUGCGUCCCCUUGGCGUACCAAAUCCUGGUUGAGUUGCAUUUCACCCAUUUCGUUGCCCUGGGUGCUGCGGUCCUGAUUUUACUUGAAAAUUCACUAAUUACUCAAUCCAGGUUGAUGCUGCUGGAGUCCAUUUUAAUAUUUUUCAUCCUGCUGGCAGUUUUAUCUUAUCUGAAGUUUCACAAUAGUCACAAACAGAGCCCUUUUUCUGCCAGGUGGUGGAUUUGGCUGUUACUAACAGGGGUCUCCUGUUCCUGUGCAGUUGGGGUGAAAUACAUGGGCCUCUUCACUUACCUCCUCAUUCUGAGCCUGGCAGGGAUCCAUUCCUGGCAACUGGUUGGAGAUCGCUCCUUGUCCAACUUGGGUAAUGAAACAUCUGCCAAGAAAACCAACCACUACAGAGAGCACCAGGGACUCCACAGUCCGACCAUGAGCUCCAAGUAUUCUUUUCCGUUGCUUUCUCUACUCUGCAGGCAUGAUGUGGCUGCACCCCUCAGCCCGCAUUCCCAAGAGGUAUCCUGUUACAUCGAUUACAACAUUUCCAUGCCCGCUCAGAAUCUCUGGAGGGUGGAAAUUGUGAACCGCGACUCGGAUAAUGAGAUUUGGAAAACGAUCCUGUCCGAAGUCAGACUGGUCCACGUCAACACGUCGGCCGUGUUAAAGCUCAGCGGAGCCUCUCUUCCCGAGUGGGGGUACCGACAACUGGAGGUGAUUGGCGAGAAGAUCUCCAAGGGGUACCAUCAAAGCAUGUUGUGGAACGUGGAAGAACACCGUUAUGGGAAAAGCCAUGAGCAAAAAGAGAGAGAGGUGGAAUUGCAUCUGCCCACUCAGAUCAACAUCAGCCAGAAUCUCACAUUUGUUGCCAAGUUCACGGAACUGCAGUGGAAGAUCCUUACCCUGAAAAACGAGGACAUAGAACAUUGUAAAUACAGCUCAUCUCCCUUAGAUUGGAUCACCCUGGAGACCAACAUUGCUUACUGGUUCCAUUCCAGCUCAGGGGCUCAGAUUCACCUUCUGGGCAACCUCGUCAACUGGACAUCGGCCAACGUAGCCACCAUCGUCUAUGUGAUUUUGUUCCUCGGGUACCUGCUCCGGCGGCGGCGGAAUAUCCGGGAUAUCCCUGAAGAGACUUGGCAGCAGUGGCUCCUGGCUGGAGGGAUCUGCGUAGGCGGAUGGGCCAUGAACUACCUGCCUUUCUUCCUGAUGGAGAAGAACCUCUUUCUUUACCAUUACCUGCCAGCUGUCACUUUCCAAAUUCCUCUGAUCCCCGUUGUUCUGCAGCACACCAGCGACUUCCUUUGCAGAUCCAGGCUUUACAAGAGCAUGCACAGUGCUUUGGUGGCGGCCUGGAUUUCUUCCGUCUACCUGACGUACCACACCUUCCGCCCACUCACCUACGGAGAACCAGCACUCUCGAAAUCCGAGUUGCAGGCUCUACGUUGGAAGGAUAGCUGGGAUAUUUUGAUCCGCAAACGUUGAUCAAGCCCGAGAGAAACGGACGGCGGAGAUGACAUCCGGGAUUGGAUGGCCAAGAAAAGAGAAAAUAAUUCAUAUGAAUGAUUUCUUCCAUUUUGGACUAGAAAACCGUAUUGUCGAAUUGGAAAUGCCUGUAGAAUGGAUUUGCAGCGUUCCCCCCCCCCCCUAUGUUUUUGUUGCAGAUGUGAAAUUUGUUCCAAAGGAUAGCAAUGUAGUUGGACAAGGGAAAGAAUCGCAGGGGCCCUUUUGCUCACUCAGGACAGAGAAAAGAGACUAAUGCACCCUGCGUCCCUUGAGCAUGGAAAGAGUGCAUAGGCCAGACUGGCUGGCCAGAGACUCCUUUGAUGGGGAUAGGAUUCUAUUGUACUGGGGCAGAACCUUCUUGGAGCGAGGGCCUCCCAUGGAAACAGAGCUGAGCAGGUGUGGUCUCCUACCGGUUUAACAACCGGCUCAUUGCACACUUUAGAGAAUACUUACCUUUCAGAAUGCAGCUUGGGAAGGAAAUCAGCCGAGGAAUGGCAAUCCACUUAGGGGCGGGUUAGGGUCUUAACUGGUUAAAUCCCACCUCUACUUGUGACGGUUAGAAGCACGAGCUUCAGGUCCGGGGAGGCUGGGAAGCCAGGCAGAGGGCAGGCUACACCGGACUUGCUUGGCGUCAACCCUGAAGUGAUUUUGGUUUGAGACCACCUUGCAGGCUUCAGGGUUGCUACAGGGCAGAAGAACGGACAGGGAGGGGUAGGAAAUACAUAGAUGGGGCUUUAUAGUCAAAAGCGGAGUAAAAAAGCGGAGCGGAGCAAUCAAGCAGACACCCGGCACCUCGAUUGGAAAAUGGGAAGAAAGGGGGGAAGUUUCACUUCACUCUACAUGGGAGUGGGCGGCAUACAAAUUUUAUUAAAUUCCAAAUUCUAAAAUUAGCUGAAAACGGCAGGAACUUUCAGAGUUGGUUUUCACUACUUGCACCAACACGAUGUAUCCAAUAAACCUUCCGAUCGAUCUGUCUCGGAA
This is a messenger RNA of Thamnophis sirtalis, 2838 nucleotides long. NCBI's taxonomy places the organism in Eukaryota, Metazoa, Chordata, Lepidosauria, Squamata, Natricidae. The record is from RefSeq and is a predicted model, not a curated record.